This is a messenger RNA of Anolis sagrei ordinatus, 3382 nucleotides long. NCBI's taxonomy places the organism in Eukaryota, Metazoa, Chordata, Lepidosauria, Squamata, Anolidae. The record is from RefSeq and is a predicted model, not a curated record.
GUAGCCGGUCAGUUGGUCAAUCUGUCUGCCAGUCUUCUUCUUCCCCGCCUUCCCUUUGCAGGACGAGGAGGAGGAAGAGCGGGCUGCUGCCAUUCAGAAGGCAAGGAGGAGGAGGAGAGAUGGGCGGACAAGAGCCAGAUAUGCGAUGGACCCUCCUCCUUAUGCAGAGAGAGGCCGGGUGGCUGUCUGCUGGGAGGGCUCGCAUGGUGUCCUCUUGCCUGGCUGGACUGGGCCUUUGAGGGAUCUUUUCAAACUCUAUUGUGCACACCCUUCCUUCAAACAGGUGGUGCCCGGCGGCCUGUCUUUCCUCCUCCUCUAUUGUGGUGGUGGUUGUUGGGUGCUUCCAGGGAGGAGACCCCCCAGAAAAGCCCCCUCCUCCCUUUGCCCUGGAAAGGCUGCCUUUGCCUUCCCUCGCUCCCCCCCCCCCUCUUCCUUCCAACUGCUGCUGCUGCCAAUUUUAGUCUGCCUCCGCCAGUAGCAAAGAGGAGGAGGAGGAUGCCAGGCUGACAGCAGCAGCCGCGGAAACAUUGGAAGCAAGGAAGAGGAAGGAAACCAGAUGCAAACCUGUCCUGACCAAGAACAACUGAACCAAGGAAGGAGGGAAGGACCCCCAGCAGAGAGAGAGAGAAAGAGAGAGGAGGAAGGAAGACCACCUGGGGAGAGUGGCCAGGAAGCCAAUGAGAGCAGGAGGAAGAAGGCAGUAUCCAAGGAGGGAGGGAGGAAGAGAGAGGCGCCCAGAGGAGGAGGAGGCCCCGGGCCCAGGAGGAACAGGAACGUGGGGAGAUGCUGCUGUGCUGCUGCCCGUAGGAACAUGCGCCCUGCCAUGAGGCCAUGUGGCUGCCCCCUCCGCUGCUGCCCCCUCCGCUGCUGCCUCCCUGCGGGCCGUGUCCUGCUGCUGGCCCUGCACUGGGCCCUGCUGAGCGCAGCCCCGCUGUCCGCCUGCCCAGCUCGCUGCGAGUGUAUCCCACAGGUGCGUUCAGUGCUGUGCCAGCGGCGGCGCCUGACCGCGCUCCCAGAGGGCAUCCCGACCGAGACACGGGUCCUGGAGCUGAGCCGCAACCGCCUGCGCUGCCUGACAGCCGGGGAGCUGUCCCCAUUCCCACUGUUGGAGGAGCUAGACCUGAGCGAGAACACACUGGCCGGCCUGGAGCCCGGGGCCUUCGGGGGGCUGCCUCACCUGCAGGCCCUGCGCCUGCGCGGCAACCAGCUCCGGCUGCUGCCCCCUGGGCUCUUUGCCGAGCUGGCCAACCUCACGCUGCUAGACCUGAGCGAGAAUCGGCUGGUGGUGCUGCUGGACGACACCUUCCUGGGCCUGCGCCGCCUGCAAACUUUGGAGCUGGGCGACAAUGACUUGGUCUACAUCUCCCGCCGGGCCUUCGCCGGCCUGGCUGGACUCCGGCAGCUGACCCUGGAGCGCUGCAACCUGACUGCACUCUCGGCCGAGUCGCUCUCCCGCCUGCCAGCCCUGGAGGCCUUGCGGCUGCGGCACUUAGCUGUGCCCUCAGUGGAUGAGGACAACUUCCGGAAGCUGGCCGCCCUGAGGACACUGGAGAUUGAUGACUGGCCCUUCCUGGAGGAGGUGGCGCCCCAGGGCUUCCGAGGCCUGAACCUGACCUCCCUCUCAGUCACCAACACCAACCUCUCGGCUGUGCCCUCCCUGGCACUGCGGCCACUGGCCCACCUAGCCUACCUCAACCUCUCCUUUAACCCCAUCCGCACCAUCCCUGGGGGGGCCUUUCGGGACCUGUCGCGCCUACGGGAGCUGCAUCUGGCAGGGGCCUUGCUGGCCAGCGUCGAACCCCGGGCCCUCUUCGGUCUGCGCCAGAUCCGCCUCCUCAACUUCUCCAGCAACUUCCUGGCCACCUUGGAGGAGGCAGCCUUCCACUCAGUCAACAGCCUGGAGACCUUGCGCCUGGACCGCAACCCACUGGUCUGUGACUGCCGGCUGCUGUGGGUGCUGCAGCGCCGCAAGACGCUGGACUUUGAUGGGCAGCUGCCCACCUGCGCCUCCCCACCGGGGAUCCCAGGGGAUGCGCUGAGGGUGCUUCCAGAUGCCGUUCUCUUUGAGUUCUUCACAUGCCAGCGGCCCCGCAUCCGAGAGCGGCACCUGCAGCGGGUAACGGCACUCGAGGGACAGCCGGUGUCCUUCCUGUGCCGCGCUGAGGGGCAGCCCCCACCUGAGGUUCGUUGGGUCUCCCCACAGCACCGUCUCGUCCCUGCCCAGAGUGGCAGUGGGAACAGCGGUGGGGGACGCGUGGCCGUCCUGCCCAGUGGCACCCUGGAGAUCCGGCAUGCUCAGCUCCAGGACAGUGGCACCUAUAUCUGCGUGGCCAGCAACGCCGGGGGCAACGACACCUACUUUGCCUCACUGGCCGUCAAGGGGGCCGAGGGCAACCGCUCUGCCCUCUUUGCAGGAUCAGACGGUGGGGACUUCAAUGAUAGCAGCGCUGGCGCCAACGGAACGCAGGUGGUGCUGAAGUUCACACUGGACCUGAAGACCAUCUUGGUCUCCACUGCCAUGGGCUGCAUCAUGUUCCUGGGGGUGGUGCUCUUCUGCUUCCUGCUGCUCUUUGUGUGGAGCCGCGGCCGCGGGCAGCACAAGAACCACUUUUCUGUGGAGUACUCCUUCCGCAAGGCCGACGGGCCCUCUGCCGCCGGCGGGCAAGGAGGUGCCCGCAAGUUCAACAUGAAGAUGAUCUGACCACAAGGGGACAUGUGGACAGGACCGAGAGAUGGACCAAGGGUUGGUGCCCACACACCCCGUGACCUUACCGGAACCUCCCUCCCAAUCAUGACUCCGUGGUGGGCCUUUGCACGCUCCCUCCACACCCGCCAACCCUCAUUGCCCUUCCUCCCCGGUGUUUUCGAUCCACUAUGCAACUUGGGGGGGGGGGGGCAUUUCGAAAGGUUCUCUCUGUCCUUCUUUUUAAGGGUUACAAUUUUAGACCCUUUUUGUAGCGGCAGGUACACGAGAGGGGCGUCUCCACAUUCAAUGGACCUAUUUGGGUGUGUGUGUGUUUCCUCGAUGUGUGUGUUUGUACAUUAUGUGUGCACAGCAAUACCCCAACUGUUCCCUUUGCGGCCCCUUUUGGGUUGGGCCCCUCCAUGUUCUUGCAUCCAUCCCCCUCCCCCCCAAGACCCUUUCCUCCCUCGGGGUCCCAUGCCUCCUGCGGGAAAUCCCUCGCCUAUUGUUUAGGAGGAGGAGCGCAUUGUUUAUGUUCAGCAAGGAGGAGAUGCAUCAGCAGCAUCUGUUUGGGCUUCCAGAGGAAAUGCGCACACACAAACGGAGAUCCUCCUAACAGAAGGCCUCCUUGGCACAGAACCCACCCCUCUUUUUGUAUGUACUGGCGCAUGAACAAUACAAGGACACAUCUCCGUCCCA